This is a messenger RNA of Ilex paraguariensis (yerba mate), 1278 nucleotides long. The record is from the annotation of a GenBank genome assembly. NCBI's taxonomy places the organism in Eukaryota, Viridiplantae, Streptophyta, Magnoliopsida, Aquifoliales, Aquifoliaceae.
AAACAUGAAAGAAAAGGAAUGUUAUCAAUGGCCAAUGUUGGUCCCAACACAAAUGGGUCUCAGUUUUUCAUCACAACCACCCGCACUUCUCAUCUGGAUGGAAAGCAUGUUGUAUUUGGGAAGGUAGUUAAAGGCAUGGGGGUAGUUCGUUCAGUUGAGCAUGUCACUGCCGGUGAUAAUGAUUGUCCCACCUCUGAUGUUAUAAUUUCUGAUUGUGGGGAAAUUCCAGAGGGGGCAGAUGAUGGGAUUGCCAAUUUUUUCAAUGAUGGUGAUAUUUAUCCUGAUUGGCCAGCUGAUCUUGACAACAAUCCUAUUGAGCUCUCUUGGUGGAUGCAGGCUGUAGAUUCGAUUAAAACUUUUGGGAAUGAACAUUUUAGGAAGCAAGACUAUAAGAUGGCCCUCAGAAAGUACCGGAAGGCACUACGCUUUUUGGAUGUAUGCUGGGAAAAGGAAGGGAUUGAUGAAGAAAAGAGUGUAUAUCUGAGAAAGAUAAAGUCGCAGAUAUUCACAAACAGCUCUGCUUGUAAAUUGAAAUUAGGAGAUUUGAAGGGAGCACUCUUGGACACAGAUUUUGCUAUGCGUGAUGGAGAGAACAAUGCAAAGGCUUUGUUUCGCCAAGGUCAGGCACACAUGGCACUUAAUGAUGUAGAUGCUGCAGUCGAGAGUUUUAAGAAAGCAUUGGAGUUGGAGCCAAAUGAUGGCGGAAUAAGAAAGGAGCUUACUGCUGCAAAGAAGAAGGUUAGUCAAACACAUCUUGUCUUGAAAUUAUUGUGCAAUAAAUAUUAAUUUUCAAAUGCUGUUUUACAUAACAAAAAAAUUGCAGAUUGCUGAUAGAAGUGAUCAAGAGAGAAGAACUUUUGCAAGGAUGUUUCAAUAGCGAUUGGGGGUAUCAUAUGCUCAUUUGAAAAUUUCUUUUGGUUGGAACUCAUUUGGUAGUCAUAGGCUCAUUUGGAAUGUUGAACGUCUAUUCGAAUUGUCUUCUACUUUAUUACCAAAGGUUUCUCGAAACGCCUAUAAAAGGAAUCCCCCUUAGUGGCAAAUACAACCUUAUAAAGCUUAGGCCUGGUCAUCUGAACUGUUCUCUGCUAGUUUUUGAAGGACAAGAAUAAUUAUCUUCUGCUUGGCCUGGACAAACUAUUUUUGUGUUGAAUUUUGGUUACUUCCCAAAGUGUUGUAAUUCGAGGAUCUAAAUUGUAACUCAGCAUGAUCAAUCAUUGAAUGCUAUGAACAAUUAUGAAAAAUAUAAUUUUUAAAAGUCGAGUUAUACUUUUAAAGGUG